Messenger RNA from Mandrillus leucophaeus (drill), 1607 nucleotides. Its product is annotated as homeobox-containing protein 1. Gene Ontology annotation, molecular function: double-stranded telomeric DNA binding. The record is from RefSeq and is a predicted model, not a curated record. The coding region runs from base 1004 to 1600 and encodes 198 amino acids. Gene Ontology annotation, cellular component: nucleus. The transcript has 5 exons. Gene Ontology annotation, biological process: positive regulation of DNA-templated transcription. Lineage: Eukaryota; Metazoa; Chordata; Mammalia; Primates; Cercopithecidae.
UUCCGUCAGCUCAAAUUCAUCCCCGCCGCCAAUGCAUCCUCCCUCUCCACCCCAGCAUGACAUCAUGUCCCCAUUACGCGCCUGGAGCCCAUGGUGUUCUGGGAUGUGUAGUCCCGACGGCUCCGGGUCCCCUUUCCCCUCCUCCCAAAGGGAAGGCGGAUGGGCACGGGGCUUGCCGGGAGUUGUAGUUCUCUUGGGCCUCUAGGCGCCGGGCUCCGCGCUUUUACUCGGGGGAGGCAGGAACUACAACUCCCAGGGACGCCGGGCGGCAGCAGGUGGGAGCGGGGCUGUUGAUAUCAAUAUGGCGGUUGUCAGCCAGACAAAGACAGUCAGUCUGAUGUGAUUGAGACAAGGGAGGUUUUUCAGGGGGAGACUGGGAGAUAGGGGCCUCCCCUCCCCCUUCUCCUCUUCCUGCGCCGGCCUCAUCCCCUCCCCAGUCCCCUCCCGACGGGCGCCCCACGCGGAAGACACCCCUCCCCCUCCCGCUUUCCCUCCUCCCUACCUCAGCCCUUCGUACUGGGACGUUGGGGAGGGGGCUCUGCCGGGCGGAGAGAACUCAGCGAGGAUUCUGAGGUGAGUCGAGCGGUUUUGAAGCCGGACAACCUCAAGUCUCUUUCCUCACUUCUUUCUCUUCAUUUAAAACAAUUUUUUUUGGAGGGGUUUUGGGGAGGAAGUGAGCGGACGCUGGGGAUGGGUCUCGUUAGCGGCCGGAUUGAGAGGAGGGAGGAAGCAGGGGGCUUCCGAGUGGGUGAUCCAGACGCGGGCUGUGGGGUGGGGCAGUUCGUGGGGGCCGGUCCUGGAAAGGCGUCGACUGCCCCCCAACUCUUCUGGUUUCCUCUACUAUGAGCGGAAGGUUUGAAUCCUGGAGGUGGGGUCUCUGGUGUGGAGUUCGAGAAACUGUGAGGUGAUUUGCAGCUGGUGGAAUGGAACAGUGAAGAAGCAUUGGAAUGGUAGAUAACACAGAUCAUCUCUGGAAAGGAUAUUGAUCCACCUCAUGUAAAGUAUGCUCAGUUCCUUUCCAGUGGUUUUGCUGGAAACCAUGUCUCAUUAUACAGAUGAACCCAGAUUUACCAUAGAGCAGAUAGAUCUGCUUCAGCGACUUCGGCGUACUGGAAUGACUAAACAUGAAAUUCUCCAUGCCCUGGAAACUUUGGACCGUCUUGAUCAAGAGCAUAGUGACAAGUUUGGAAGAAGGUCCAGCUAUGGAGGAAGUUCAUAUGGGAAUAGUACCAACAAUGUCCCAGCAUCUUCCUCUACAGCUACAGCUUCCACACAGACACAGCAUUCGGGAAUGUCCCCAUCACCUAGCAACAGUUAUGAUACUUCCCCGCAGCCUUGCACUACCAAUCAAAAUGGGAGGGAGAAUAAUGAGCGAUUAUCUACAUCCAAUGGAAAGAUGUCACCAACUCGCUACCAUGCAAACAGCAUGGGUCAGAGGUCAUACAGUUUUGAAGCCUCAGAAGAGGACCUAGAUGUAGAUGAUAAAGUGGAAGAAUUAAUGAGGAGGGACAGCAGUGUGAUAAAAGAGGAAAUCAAAGCCUUUCUUGCCAAUCGGAGGAUUUCCCAAGCAGUUGUUGCACAGGUAACAGGUAAGAGCUGAAGAGCCC